GUAGUAUAACUUAAUUAUUCACUUAAACUUAAUUAAUCUCUAAUGUGGCUCUCCUUCUUCUCCCCACAAUGAACAGGACAACUGGCAAGUUUGAUUAUUCUGGAAUGAGAUAUAGUAUUAAAAAUAGAGGUAGAGAGGAUAGAGGCAACGACAAAUAAAUAGUCUAGGAUUUCAGUCUCAUUUAUUUGGUCUCACACUUACUCCCUUUCCAAUUCCAUUAUAUAUACAUUCAAACAAUACUAAAAUUAACAACUCUUAUAGUAGCAUAGCCAUAGCAUUACUUCUCUCUCUCUCUCUCUCUCUCUCUCUGCAGCCAUGAACGCAUCAACCUCCGAUUACACCAGCGGCUGCGAAUCCGGUUGGACUAUGUAUUUGGAUCAAAACUCCUAUAAUUCCGAUCCCUACACCACAGAUUUCUACACCAGGUACCAACACAAAGGCGGCUACGACGACGACGACGAGGAUCAGUCCAUGGUGUCGGACGCCUCGUCGGGGCCGCCGCCGCCGCACUCCGCCGCCUACUACGGCUACACCGCGGCGGAGGAUAAGAAGGAUAAGAGAGCUGACGCCAAAAAAGAGCCUAAGCAGAAGCAGACGCCGUGCCUCGACGACACGGCCAGCUCUUCCAUCCACCAUUUCUCGCAGGGCAAUGUACCUCCUGAUUAUGAUUCCGCCGCGCAUUUUGAGGGCGAAUCCGUAACGAAGAAGCGUUUGGGUUUCUUCAAAUCAUCGACGAAAGGGAAAUCAGGAAGUGUGGCGGGGAGAAAGAGGCAGUGAGAAAUGAAAGAGAAUAUAAUUUUGUGGUCUGCUGCAGCAAGUGAAAAAAAGGGGGAUAACAUCUGAAUUUCCAAGAUUGUUGUCUGUCUAUCUAUCUAUCUAUCUUCGUUUUAAUCCAUUUUUUAAUCUUUCUACCUGUCCAUGCACUAGGGAACAAGCCUUAGAUCAAAAAUGUAAAAAUCAAGUUUCAAAAAAUUCAUAAAAACAUAGAAAAGGUGUAAUUAAUGUAUUCCUCUUUUAAUAGAGAGGAUUCUUGGAAACAAAACAUUUGUGGUUGUGCAAGAGGAUGAGUUAAUUCGGGCCCAUGAAGUUGAAGGUCCUUUUUUAGUGAAGCCAUUGUCUUAGCUAUGAGUUCUA
This is a messenger RNA of Salvia splendens (bonfire salvia), 1134 nucleotides long. RefSeq names its product protein SOB FIVE-LIKE 5. Gene Ontology annotation, biological process: cytokinin biosynthetic process. Lineage: Eukaryota; Viridiplantae; Streptophyta; Magnoliopsida; Lamiales; Lamiaceae. The record is from RefSeq and is a predicted model, not a curated record. The transcript is spliced from 4 exons. The coding region runs from base 316 to 777 and encodes 153 amino acids.